Messenger RNA from Sebastes umbrosus (honeycomb rockfish), 3901 nucleotides. RefSeq names its product synaptotagmin VIa (gene syt6a). The coding region runs from base 1 to 1824 and encodes 607 amino acids. NCBI's taxonomy places the organism in Eukaryota, Metazoa, Chordata, Actinopteri, Perciformes, Sebastidae. Gene Ontology annotation, cellular component: membrane. The transcript has 8 exons. Gene Ontology annotation, molecular function: phosphatidylserine binding; syntaxin binding; calcium ion binding. The record is from RefSeq and is a predicted model, not a curated record. Gene Ontology annotation, biological process: regulation of dopamine secretion; regulation of calcium ion-dependent exocytosis; calcium-ion regulated exocytosis.
AUGGUGGGAGGCAACCCAAACUCGGACCUUUUGGCCAACCUAGACACCCGACUCAUUACUGAGUCACAGCAGUAUGCAGCCGUUUUCAGUGAGAAAGCUCUGAUAAAAUCACUGUACACAUUUGCACUACAGUAUCCUGCUGACUUGCUUGCUUGCUCACAAUGCCAUAGAAACUGGGUUCCUGAGUGCAGUGGAGGCUCAUUCUGCUCAGGAGCAAGCGAGGGAGAGGAUCGGGAGGAGAGAGCAAGAGGGGGGGGAGGAAGACAAAAAAGAGACACAGAGAGGAAAAAAGAGAGAGGGAGAAGUGAGAGAGAGAGAGCUCAAGAGAGGAAAAGUGAGGGAUCUACUGUCACUGACGCUUCUUUUGGCCUCCUCCUCGGUGUGUUUGUGGUCUGCGGCCUGGCUCUGCUGGGCCUUCUUACAUUUGUCUCCUGGAAGCUGUGCCGUGCGCCUUGGCGAGCUAAGGCCCACUUCCCCGGUCCAUCCCUCGCCCCGGCCUGUGACCCAGAGGACUGCCCGCUCCAGCCGCCUCUCCUUCUGCCCAGCCCCCAGCAGCCAGCGGUCACCAUGGCGACAGAGAAGGUGAAGGACCCCCUGGGUUCGAUGGGUUUCCUGGAGGCGGCGGUAAAGAUAAGCCAUACAUCUCCUGACAUCCCCGCCGAGGUGCAGCUCUCCAUGAGGGAGCACUUCUUGCGUCGCACACAACGCAUGCAGAGGCAGGCCACUGAGCCGGCUUCCUCCACUCGGCACAACUCAUUCAAGAGACACCUGCCCAGGCAGAUGCAGGUAGGCAGUCUAGACCUGGGAAACGACUACCAGGUGGACAACGACGAAAAGCCGACCGGCAUCGGCCGCAUCCAGCCAGAGCUCUACCAACAAAAGGCCCUGGAAUCAGAGGAUUCGUCCAAGAACGGCAGCAGCAAAAACUGUGGCAGGAUUAACAUCUCUCUCAAGUACGACUACGAAAACGAGGCCCUCAUGGUCAACAUCCUCAAGGCAUCAGACCUACCUGCCAAGGACUUGUGCGGCACAUCUGACCCUUACGUGAAGGUCUACCUGUUGCCAGACCGCAAGAAGUUCCAAACUCGCGUCCACCGGAAGACGCUCAACCCCACAUUCAACGAGAGCUUCCAGUUUCCUGUGCCUUACGAUGAGCUGCCAGUCAGGAAGCUCCACAUGAGUGUCUUUGACUUUGACCGGUUUUCAAGGCACGAUAUGAUCGGGGAGGUGGUGCUGGAAAACUUGUUUGAGAUGUCAGACCUCUCCAGGGAGACGGACAUAUGGAGGGACAUCCAAUAUGCCACCACUGAAAGCGUUGACCUUGGGGAGAUCAUGUUCUCACUAUGCUACCUGCCCACCGCAGGCAGACUCACACUAACUGUCAUCAAGUGCAGGAACCUCAAGGCCAUGGACAUCACUGGCUACUCAGAUCCCUACGUCAAAGUGUCGCUCAUAUGUGACGGGAGACGUUUGAAAAAGAAGAAGACGAGCAUAAAGAAGAACACUCUGAAUCCCACCUACAACGAGGCCAUCAUCUUUGACAUCCCGCCAGACAGUAUGGACCACGUCAGCCUGCACAUCUCCGUCAUGGACUACGACUUGGUAGGUCAUAAUGAGAUCAUUGGUGUGAUGAGGGUUGGCUGCCAUGCAGAGGGACUUGGCAGAGACCACUGGAACGAAAUGCUGGCUUAUCCACGCAAGCCCAUUGCACACUGGCACCCCCUGCUGGAGUCCAAGAAGUCUGAGAAGGAGUGGAAGGCGAGGACAGCCAGCUUUGACAGCCAAGGCUCCUGCCCCUCACCCAGGCCCCCUGCUAGUCCCUGAGCAGAGCCACCUGUGACCCAGCAGCCCAGAAGGGGGUUUCCUCCCUCCUGCUGAUCCACUUCCUGUCUGUCUGAUUGAGGAGAAACACAACCCCACUGUCACUCCCUCUCUCUCUCACCCUCUCUCUCUCUGUCCCUCCCUUCCUCAAGUCUAGUCCCAGAGCACUACCAAGAACUGAUCUAGGAUGACAAGUCAAGUCAGUUAGUUGUGUGAAGCGCAGUCUUUUCGGGUUUUAGGGUUUGAAAUGUGGGUGUUGUGAUGACCCAGAGCUGCCGUCGUUUUCCUCAGAAGAGAUUGGCUGGACAUCCAGUCUGCAGACAUUUAAUAUCGAGCUGUCCGAGCUGAGGUGAACGAAUGUUGGUGUCCUCACAUGGAGACUUUCCAGACGCUGAAGAUUCAGCUGUGUGCUGCAGAGACGCUUUGAUAGAAAAACUUGGAUAUCGGAUAUUGCUCCAUGAGAGUAGCGGAAGUUUCACAGCGGAGGACCCGUCCGGGGGUAGAAAUAGAGACUUAAAACUGGAUCUGAAGCAAUUUCAAAACUCUCCAGCUCUCUCUCAAAAACAAUACUGAACUGUAGCAUUUUGGAACUAUUAGAUGUAAAACCGCUCCAUUCGUCGUUAUUGUUUGUGAAUAGCAAAACUGAAAUGAAUUUCAAAGCUCCAGCUGAGUUCACUGUACUUCCAUCAAUAACAUAAGCAAUUAUCUGAUCCGCAGCUUAUUGAGGAGAGGUUGGAUCAGGCUGAAACUUAAAUAUUCUCAACUUGGCGAUUUGCAUCUUUAGUGUGUUUUCACAAGCAGCCAAGAUAAGACGUUUGAUGUGAAGAAGAAGGUAUAACAGGAUUAUUGGUAUUCAUUGGCUGCAGUGCUGUUACUAAUUUCAAUUCUAAAACAAUCUUUUUUCAAUUUCCGAUACCAAAAGUAGAAGGUUUAAAUUACCUAACAAAGGCACAAAUAGCUUAUUGAACAGAAUAACUAAAAACCAAACUAAAAGGAAAAACAAUGUUGACAGAAACAAGCUUUUUGGAGCUCUGGAGGUUUCUGGAAACAGGAAACUUGCGAGCACACUUUACACACCCUUACCUCCUUCUCUGUUUGAUGUUUGCUUUAGAGUGAUCUCACCCUUUUCUUCCAAAUGAAAACUCACACGACGUGUUUUCCUUCAGACAAACACUGUUCAAAAGCACUACUUUGUCUCCUCUUGUUCUUUUUUUCUGACCAGGUUUUGGUGGAUGUGUAUAGUUUCAUGUACAGCCGUCUGCCAGUUACUGUAUGUAUGUUUUGUUUUGCUAAACCAGAAAAUCUAUAAUUAAAGGUAAAGAUAAAAAAAAAAAAUACUGACAUUUUGAAUAUAUGUAGCUUUGUUGGUGGUGAUGAUUGAGAAAAACCUAAACUCUGAAAAAGAUGAACAUAUUCGUCUUUUGAACUUAGAAACAUGCAACUUUCUUGAUGUUUAUCCUGUCAUUAACCAUGCUGUUGUACAGGGAGAACGUGAGUUUGAGAUUGCCAUCCAGAUGUUUAAUCUGCAACAUGUGGUAAAUGGAUUAUUUCUGAAGAUGUUUGAUGUGAUUAAAGGAACAGUGUGUAACAUUUGGGGGGAUCUAUUGGCAAAAAUGGAAUAUUAUACUAAUAAGUAUGUUUUCUUUAGAGUAUAAUCACCGGAAAAUGUGAAUGGUUGUGAUUUUGUUAAGGCCCAGACACACCAAGUCGUCAUCAAAGAACUAGUGGUGAUGAAGGCCGACUUGGCCGAUAAGUUGCACUUGGACAGACCGCAAAAAGCAGAUGGCGGUAGUCUGUAUUUGUCAUUCAAAAAGGGAAACCGGAAGGCUGAGGACGGCGGAUAUACAAACUGUUGUUAUGAUACGUACAUGAAACAAAGCAGCGUUUGCUGACCAUUUUCACGCCACUCUUACUCACCACUUCAUUCAAGAUGUGUGCGCACUCUUGACUUUACUCGUUGGCUUGCUUUCCUCACUUCCGUUUCUCUUCUCAUGCACUGAUUCGUUUAAGCUGAACAGCCAAACAGAGUGAUUUCUCUCACCGACGGGCUCCGCUGCCUAUUCAAUAUGCUGAAUCGUCC